Molecule: messenger RNA, 2378 nt
Organism: Pelodiscus sinensis (Chinese soft-shelled turtle)
Lineage: Eukaryota; Metazoa; Chordata; Testudines; Trionychidae
Source: RefSeq, a predicted model, not a curated record
UUAUAAGUGCAGACAACAGACCCCUUCACUGCUCAUUUCUAUACAGGAGGUCAGCAUCUUCAGAGACAGAGAGUGAGGCUCCCGGAGGGAAAGAUGUUCUGUUCAGAUAUCCUCACCGAGCCUAGCCGGAAGGAAGUGGAGAUGAGGGAAGCUGCAUCUCUCCGACAGCAGAGAAGAAUGAAGCAAGCAGUGCAAUUUAUUCACAAGGAUUCAGCUGAUCUGCUACCUCUGGAUGGACUGAAGAAACUGGGGACUUCCAAAGACACUCAACCACAUAACAUUCUGCAAAGACGUUUACUGGAGACAAAUUUAUCAAAAUUACAAAAUAACCGAGGGACAUGGACUCCAAAAAAUGACAUCUUAGCACAGACCAAUAAGCUGAAUCAAACCAACCCAGACAACCCAAAGCAAAAGGAGGAAGAAGACUUAAUAUUUGUGUGCUGUCAGUGUGCUGGAAAGGACUUGAAAGCUCUGAUUGACACCAGUUGUCAGUAUAAUCUCCUAUCAUCUGCAUGUUUGGAUAGGCUGGGGUUAAAGGGGCAUGUCAAAACAUACAAGACUGAAGGUGAGAAGAUGUCAUUACCAUGCAAUAUGAAAGUGAUUGGCCAGAUAGAACAUUUAGCUGUUACAUUGGGAACUAUCCAUGUGGACUGUUCUGCAGUUGUCACAGAAGACAAUGAGAAACAUUUCUCCCUAGGGCUUCAGACCUUGAAAUCUCUGAAGUGUGUCAUAAAUAUGGAAAAGCAUCACCUUGUACUGGGGAAGACAGAGAGAGAAGAAAUCCCAUUUGUUGAUAAUAACAUCUCCAAAAAUGGAGAUAACUUUUCUGAGGAUUAAAGACUGAAACAUCCACAAAUGAGAAACCCUGACAUCAAAGAAAAGCUCCAGAAAAAAAUAGCAACAUGUAACAUUGAUAACACUUAUGCUAUAGGCUACAGCUGUAAAGCUAAAUUAAAUCAUAUUCAGUAGCCAGUAACUUAGCAAUGUUGUCUUGUUUAUCUAUGUUUUUGAGAUAUAAAUAUAUGCCUAUUUUCCAGACUCUACUGCAAUGCCCACCUGUUAUGAAUGAUUUCACAGACCUGAUGGGCAUAAUUUAAUGAUGAGAAAAGACCUUUUUAUAGCAGCCUCAAAUGAAAUAAUUGUUUAUCUGUGAUUAGAAGCUAUCAGAAUUAGAUUUUUACUAAUGAUUUUUUCAAUAGCUAAUGUUUAUAUACACUAAAUUGACAACACCAGGUCAAAUAGCCAUAAAAAGAAGCUAUUCAGAUUAAAAUAUCAACAGAAAUAUUACAUACUGGUACACAUCAUCUCAACAGUAAUAAUGUUUUUGCCAUGUGGAGUCUGAGAAGAACAAUCAUAUGAUUAUUCACUGAUGGAAUUUGCCUUCAAGACCUCUGUUUACAGAAGAUUGUUACUAGAACUAUUCCACAGUUCAAUAACAGCAAUUCUAGAAAAUUCUCCACUCUGCUGGAUUGGCAUGUUGAGCCAUAACAAAAGAAACAAGCACAAAGUUGUACUGUCCAAAAAGCAGCAAUGCUGCUGAUAGACAAUUUGGCCUGUUGAUUUAGUUGUGCACCAGGAUAGUGUGAUCUAACUCUACUUUGGAUGCUUUUACAUUUCUCCCCAUCCAUGUGCUGCUCUCUGAGCCCAUACCAGUAUUACAGCACCAGACUGAGCUUGAAAUUACACUUGCAACACCACAGCUAAAUUGGUUUUAAAGCCCUGUACUUCAGCAUCAUUACCUUUAAUGCACGAUAUGUAUGGUUAUCUGCAAAAUCCCCAGCAUGUCUUAAAAGUCCAAGACCAAGCCUGAUUCCCCCAGAAGGAAUUUGGAAAUUUUCAUUGGGCCCAACAUUUAGCCCCUUUUUGCUCUCUUGUUUGAACAAUGAUGGUACUACUGCACACAGACCUUUCCUAGAUAACGAAAGAAAUCCGUUGCACCCCCUUGAAAGACUUGAACCUUUUACAAUGAUCCUCUGCAUAUUUUAAAGGUGAAUGUGGGAAUUAUUUACUAUCAGCAGUGGAGGGGCUUCUUUCAAAGCUAAGAAAUUUGUUAGACAAUCAGGUUUGUGCUAAUUAUCCUUACUUAGGUUAUUGAGUCUGAGUGUUUGGCAUAGCAGCUGUCAACACACCUAGAUUUUCAAAGAGGCUUUUUGUAGUGCUUCUUAUGCUGUGUAACCAUGAGACUGAAACCUGCAGACAUUACUAAAGUCUACACUCAGGAUCCAGUCAACCAAAGCACUUAGGUACCAGUUCAGCAAGAUACGUAAGCAUGUACUUUAUGUAAGCAUAUGUGUAGUAAGGAUGUUAGAUAUUGGUUAAUUUUCUAGUCAUGUAGUAGUCAUUGGUUAAUUUACUAGUCAUGACUAGUCGAUAGGCAC